AAAAUGUGCUUUGCUUUGAAACGUUCCGAGUAGAGCCUAAUUUCAUGGAUAUCAAACCAAUUGCUAUAAAAGCGAUACUGAUCGGUGGUAGUCCUGCACGCUCUCAGAUACGCCCCAUCUCGAAAUGACUAUAGUCUCAGAUGAUCCCUCUUGGUGGCCGCUCAUCAGUUACACUUGUCUUAUCAAUUAUUUUAUAGCUGCAAGCUCUACUGUGGUGGCAUAUGACUGGGUAUUGACAUUCGGACAAGAGUUCGAAUUAAUCUUGAGGCAACAUUGGUCCCUCAUGACUGUUUUGUACAUUUGUGUGCGCUACAUUGGACUAUCAUAUUACGUCGCCUACCUCUUAUCAAGUUUCCCCAUUUCGAUUCCUGACGCAGUGGGUAUUAUGCACCAAUGCAUGCCAUUCCUAUUCAACUACUGACUACGCUCCUAUACAGGGGUGAGUGAUACUCUCAGUCGGUUUGUGUUUUCAAGACAAUGACUUCAACAGUUG
Molecule: messenger RNA, 493 nt
Organism: Suillus bovinus
Lineage: Eukaryota; Fungi; Basidiomycota; Agaricomycetes; Boletales; Suillaceae
Exons: 8
Coding region: 125-421 (98 amino acids)
Source: RefSeq, a predicted model, not a curated record